UCUUGAUUAGAGACCCGGAAGUGAGCGAGCGCCCCCUCUGAGCUAGUGGUUAGCUGUGGCUGUUUCCCUGCGCGAUGAUAACACGGAGGAGCCGGGACACGCGACAUUAACUGGUGUGGUCCAGUAACCAGCACGGGAGCCGGUGAACCUCAGUGACACAACCCGCCCGCCUCGGCUGCCAUCGAGGCCGCUAAGCCAGCUCGCUCGUCAGCCAUCUGGCAGGAACUGUCGCUAGCAUUAGCUUUAGUGUUAGCCGCAGGUGACCGUUAGCAGGUAGUGCCCCCGGUGGUGGUGAUGGCCGCGGCCCGGAGAGGAUGUGCGUUGGCCGGGCUUCUCCUCCUGCUGCUGCUGGCUGGAUGCAACGCGAGGAUACACAAGCUCACCCUCCGGAAUGAAAGUCGUUCCACCAUCGACCUCAACAACUUCGGCUUCUUCGCCAACGGGACUCUGGACGUGAACCUGAUUUCCCUGCGCCUCUCCAACGAGCAGCUGGUGAACUACAGCACCCACCCGGUGGGUUUCACCCUCUCCAGGUCCCGUGUGAAUGGAGUCCUGUCCUACACACAAGAGGAGACGGAGAGAUGCCCGCUCACUACAGAAGAUGUGCCCAAAAGUGACGAGCCCCUUAUUCUUUUCCUCAUCAAUAUCCACACCCUCAGUGUCACAGUGAAAGCUAUAGGUGAUCAAGACAACAUCUUGACAGCCAGGCUAAAGCCCCAAGAGCCUAAAGGUACGAGAAAGACCAGGCAGGCUCCUGAACCCAUGGAUCCUGCAAAGAACCCAGAUGAAACUGACAAGAACCCAGCUGAAACUGCAAAGACGGCAGAGAAACCAGAGGAAACUGUAAAGAAGGCAGAUGACAAGACAACCCAGGACAAAAUGGACAAGGCUGUGGAUCAGGAGAAGGAUGAGAAGACAGACUUGAAAGCACCAGAAGAAGAUCCAAAAGAGGAGGACAGUGGAGUUGAUCUGGGGAAGACCCAGCUACUGACUUUAGCUUUGGACAAAAUCAACGGCUCCUAUAACUUCAGUUUCCACUUGGUGAUUGGCCCACUGGCGCAGGGACUCUACAGCCUCAAAUUCCACUACUGCCAGAACAAGAUCCCUGGGUUCAAACUGCCCUACUCAUUCACUGUGGAAGUGAAGGAGAAGAACCUGGGCGGCUACCUGUCUGCAGCAGAAAUCCCCCUGUCCCGUCUGUACAUCUGUAUGGCUGGAGUGUUCUUCUGCGCUGCCAUGGUCUGGGUGUACACGCUCAUGAAGCACAGGUACAGCGUGUUUAAGAUACACUGGCUGAUGGCAGCGCUGGCCUUCACCAAGGCCACGUCACUGGUUUUCCACAGUAUCAACUUUUACUUCAUCAACACCGAGGGGCAUCCAAUCGAAGGCUGGGCUGUCAUGUAUUACAUCACACAUCUGCUCAAAGGGGCUCUCCUCUUCAUCACACUGGCACUGAUCGGCACCGGCUGGGCCUUCGUGAAAUACAUCCUGUCCGACAAGGAGAAGAAGAUCUUCAUGAUCGUCAUCCCCCUGCAGGUUCUGGCUAACGUUGCCUACAUCAUCAUCGAGUCGACAGAGGAAGGCUCCAGUGAAUACUACCUGUGGAAGGAGAUCCUCUUUCUGGUUGACCUCAUCUGCUGUGGAGCCAUUCUCUUCCCUGUUGUCUGGUCGAUCCGUCAUCUCCAGGAAGCUUCCAGCAUCGACGGCAAAGGUACGAGACUCGAUCACCAGUCAAGUCAUCAUUCAUCAGGUUUAAUGUCGAGCUGGUCAUUUACUUCUAACACUUCUUUUUCAGCUGCCAUGAAUUUGGAGAAGCUCAAGCUCUUCCGGCAUUACUAUGUGAUGAUUGUGUGUUACAUCUACUUCACGAGGAUCAUAGCCAUUCUGCUCAAGGUCACCAUGCCUUUCCAGUGGCAGUGGUGCUACGAGUUUCUGGUAGAAGUGUCCACUCUGAUCUUUUUUGUGUUGACGGGCUACAAGUUCCGACCGGCAUCCAACAACCCGUACCUGCAGCUUCCCCAGGACGAGGAGGACAACGAGAUGGACGAAGUAGUGACUGAGUCCGGGGCUCUGGAGGGGAUUUCCAACGUGAAGAAGACGUCGAACGGGCGCGAGCGCCAGAGGGAGUCGACCUUGUGAGCGGGACGCCGCAUCUGUUGGAUGGACCCACAGAACACAUCCCCCAGACCAGCCUGGUUUGAAGGGAUGCACAUGGACCAAGGCACUCCACCCACGUUGACAGCUAUCACUUUGAAACUCCUGCGUCGUGGCAAGAGUUUUUAAAUAAAUAAAAGGGGCCGUGCUUCCAGAGAGGAGACGCGUCCGGUGUCUGGCUAUGCAAAGAAAAAAAGAAAAAUCAAACAAAACAAACAAAAAAAGACUCUGAACGGUUUCAUGAGGCGACGAGCUCCUGCCACAUGAGGAGAUAUGGAAAUGAGCUGUGAUGUUCUUUACUGUUUCCAUCUCUCUUUCGCGCCUUUCUCUCUCUGUAUCCCCCCCCCAAUUCCCCUUUCUCUAUCUCUCCCCAAAGAUAAUUAUCAUUUUAGAGAGACUUGCUUUCAGGUGUGUUUGUAUUGGCUAUUUAAACGGUACUUUACCUGUUGGUGUGUGCUGUGAGUUCACGUGUGUGAAUGAGGGGAACACAUCCAUUCUUUUUUGGAGACAUUAGCCUGAAACUCAGGUAACAGGCUAAUCAGUAUAAAGUUAAAACAUGCAUCGUGUUCCCCCACGCAGCCAGGACUCACUGAUUGGUUAUUAUAUGGCUUCAGAACCGCAAACCCACAAUAUGUUACGUUUUUAUAUAUUUGAUUUGUAUAUUGAAAUAUAUAUUUAAGGGUGUAAACUAUUGUAUAUUUCAAUAUAUGGACUUAUUUGCAUAUUGAAAGGUUCUGUUUCAGUAUUAUUGUUUAUGCUGGCGUGGUGCGAGUCCGUCAUGUGGACCGCUGCUGUAAAUUAGUGCUUUAGUGGUUGAGGUCGACUCAACGUGUGGACCUUGGGUCAGUUUCUUAAAUAACCAGAGCAGUGCCCCCCCCACCCUCCCCUGUUCAACCACAGCCUUGUUUUCUCUUCAUGUUUGGCCGUUCUGUGCCGAUCUGCGCAGGGAGGGGACCUAACUGAUCAUUUUUGAUUUCAUCUGCUUUUGGUUUUUACCUUUUUCGUUUUUUUUUCUGCUCUUGAUGUGAAGCUUGUUUUAUUAAUUAUUGACGACUUAUUGGUUUCGUGAAAGAUCAGAAAACGUGUGCAGCCCGGGGAGGGGGGGGGGGGCGUAGGUGGCCAUGUGUAAAUAAUUUGUUGAUACGAAAGCAGGCACAUAACACUUUGAUAAGAACUGCAUAGACGCGUUAUAGACAAGAGUUUUUGAUUCCUUUUAACAGACUUGGGGGGGGGGGGGACUGGCGGAAUCGAUGAAAGACUACUGAGAUUUACCCACACUCCCUAACUCACUCACUCCUGCACAGGGGCGAGCGAGCUGCUCAGUGCUGGCAGACUGUCCUUGUGACUCCAGGCUCCCGAUGAUGAGACAUAACAAACCAAAUGAGAGGAGGAGGUGUUGUGCUUGUACAGGAAGCUGUUUGUGUGAACUGUCACAAUAAAGCUGGUGUUCUGGAAAGAUCUCAA
Platichthys flesus (European flounder) is the source of this 3618-nucleotide messenger RNA. Its product is annotated as protein GPR108. The coding region runs from base 295 to 2139 and encodes 614 amino acids. Lineage: Eukaryota; Metazoa; Chordata; Actinopteri; Pleuronectiformes; Pleuronectidae. The transcript is spliced from 17 exons. Gene Ontology annotation, cellular component: Golgi apparatus; membrane. The record is from RefSeq and is a predicted model, not a curated record. Gene Ontology annotation, biological process: transport.